Messenger RNA from Rhinolophus ferrumequinum (greater horseshoe bat), 6541 nucleotides. It is a transcript of the gene TTBK1, whose product is annotated as tau tubulin kinase 1. The record is from RefSeq and is a predicted model, not a curated record. The transcript has 16 exons. Gene Ontology annotation, cellular component: cytoplasm; nucleus. The coding region runs from base 139 to 4320 and encodes 1393 amino acids. Gene Ontology annotation, biological process: signal transduction; peptidyl-tyrosine phosphorylation; peptidyl-serine phosphorylation. Lineage: Eukaryota; Metazoa; Chordata; Mammalia; Chiroptera; Rhinolophidae. Gene Ontology annotation, molecular function: protein serine/threonine kinase activity; ATP binding.
CGCCCCGCCCCGGCCCCCGGGGAUGCGCCGCCCCAAGCCGCUGCCUCCGCCGCCGCAGCCGCAGCCGCAGCGGGCACAGAGCAGGUAGAUGGCCCCCCCAGGGCAGACCCUGCGGACACCCCUCCCUCCGGCUGGCGGAUGCAGUGCCUAGCGACUGCUCUUAAGGACGAAACCAACAUGAGUGGGGGAGGGGAGCAGGCCGACAUCCUGCCGGCCAACUACGUGGUCAAGGAUCGCUGGAAGGUGCUGAAAAAGAUUGGGGGCGGGGGCUUUGGUGAAAUCUACGAAGCCAUGGACCUGCUGACCAGGGAGAAUGUGGCCCUCAAGGUGGAGUCAGCCCAGCAGCCCAAGCAGGUCCUCAAGAUGGAGGUGGCUGUGCUCAAAAAGCUACAAGGGAAAGACCACGUGUGCAGGUUCAUUGGCUGUGGCCGGAAUGAGAAGUUUAACUAUGUGGUAAUGCAGCUCCAGGGCCGGAACCUGGCCGACCUGCGCCGUAGCCAGCCCCGAGGCACCUUCACGCUGAGCACCACGCUGAGGCUGGGCAAGCAGAUUCUGGAGUCCAUUGAGGCCAUCCACUCCGUGGGCUUCCUGCACCGCGACAUCAAGCCGUCAAACUUUGCCAUGGGCAGGCUGCCAUCCACCUACAGGAAAUGCUACAUGCUGGACUUUGGGCUGGCCCGGCAGUACACCAACACCACGGGGGACGUCCGGCCCCCUCGGAAUGUGGCCGGGUUUCGAGGGACGGUUCGCUAUGCCUCGGUCAAUGCCCACAAGAACCGGGAGAUGGGCCGCCAUGAUGACCUGUGGUCCCUCUUCUACAUGCUGGUGGAGUUUGCCGUGGGCCAGCUGCCCUGGAGGAAGAUUAAGGACAAGGAGCAGGUAGGGAUGAUCAAGGAGAAGUAUGAGCACCGGAUGCUGCUGAAGCACAUGCCCUCUGAGUUCCACCUCUUCCUGGACCACAUUGCCAACCUCGAUUAUUUCACCAAGCCCGAUUACCAGUUGAUCAUGUCGGUGUUUGAGAACAGCAUGAAAGAGCGGGGCAUCGCUGAGAACGAGGCGUUUGACUGGGAGAAGGCGGGCACGGACGCCCUCCUGUCCACCAGCACGUCCACCCCGCCCCAGCAGAACACCCGGCAGACGGCGGCCAUGUUUGGGGUGGUCAACGUGACGCCUGUGCCUGGGGACCUGCUGAGGGAGAACACUGAGGAUGUGCUGCAGGGCGAGCACCUGAGUGACCAGGAGAAUGCACCCCCAAUCCUGCCGGGGCGGCCCCCUGAGGGGCUGGGCCCCACCCCCCACCUUGCUUCCCAUCCUGGGGGGCCUGAAGCUGAAGUCUGGGAGGAGACGGAUGUCAACCGGAACAAACUCCGGAUCAACAUUGGCAAAACCCCCUGUGUGGUGGAAGAGGAGCAGAGCCGAGGUGUGGGGGUCCCCAGCUCCCCCGUGCGUGCCCCCCCAGACUCACCGACAACCCCAGUCCGUUCUCUGCGCUACCGGAGGGUCAACAGCCCUGAGUCAGAGAGGCUCUCCACUGCAGAUGGGCGCGUGGAACUGCAUGAGAGGAGGUCACGAAUGGAUCUGCCGGGCUCCCCCUCGCGCCAGGCCUGCUCUUCACAGCCGGCCCAGAUGCUGUCAGUGGACACGGGCCAGGCUGACCGGCAGGCCAGCGGCCGCAUGGACGUGUCAGCCUCCGUGGAGCAGGAGGCCCUGAGCAACGCCUUCCGCUCGGUGCCGCUGGCCGAGGAGGAGGACUUCGACAGCAAGGAGUGGGUCAUCAUCGACAAGGAGACAGAGCUCAAGGACUUCCCCCCGGGCGCGGAGCCCAGCACAUCGGGCACCACGGAUGAGGAGCCCGAGGAGCUGCGACCGCUGCCCGAGGAGGGCGAAGAGCGGCGGCGGCCAGGGCCAGAGCCCACCGUGCGGCCCCGGGGCCGCAGCAUGCAGACACUGGCGGAGGAGGACCCCCGGCAGACAUCAUCCCAACCCCCGCAGCCCCAGCUGAGCCAGGCGGAUGGCCGGUCAGAGACAUCACAGCCCCCCACGCCCGGCAGCCCUUCCCACUCACCCCAGCACUCGGGACCCCGCCCUCGACGGAGAGAGUCGGACCCCACCGGCCCGCAGAGACAGUUGGAGGAGGACAGACUCUCGGGGCACUCCCUCCCGCGGUACAGCCCCCUGCGACGACUGGCGUCCUCCGUGUUCUCCUCCUCCACGCUGGAGACCGAGCAUUACCCUCACCCUGGCGGCGGCGGCUCCUCGGGCUCCUCCGGUUCCCUCAUUCAGCGCAGCCGCUCGGCGGAGAGCAGCCCCGUGCGGGCGCCCCACCGGCGCCAUGCGCCCCUCGCCACCGGCAACCACAGACUCGUGCCCUCGGUGCUCCGCAUCUCGCGGUCCCAGCUGCAGCAGGUGUUCUCCGUGGCGCCCUCAUUUGAGGUGAACGGUCUCCCGCGAGCUGUGCCUCUGAGCCUGCCCUACCAGGACUUCAAGAAAGACCUGUCCGAUUACCGAGAGCGGGCUCGGCUGCUGCACCGGGUCCGGAGGGUGGGCUUCUCGCACAUGCUGCUCACCGCCCCCCAGGUUCCGCUGGCUCCGGUUCAGCCUCAAGCUAAUGGGAAGGAGGAAGAGGAGGAGGACGAUGAGGAAGAAGACGAAGAGGAGGAAGAGGAGGAUGAGGAAGAGGAAGAGGAGGAGGAGGAGGAUGACGAGGACGAGGAGGAGGACGACGACGAGGAUGCAGUGGCCCUGGGGGAGGCACUGGGGCCGCGCAGUGGCUCCAGCAGUGAGGGGAGUGAGAGGAGCACUGACCGGAGCCAAGAGGGUGCCCCGUCCACGCUGCUGGCUGACGAUCAGAAGGAGUCCCGGGGCCGGGCCUCUGUGGCUGACGGGGACCUGGAGCCUGAGGAGGGUUCCAAAACGCUGGUGCUCGUCUCCCCCGGUGACAUGAAGAAGUCGCCUGUCACUGCCGAACUGGCCCCCGACCCUGACCUGGGCACUCUGGCUGCCCUCACUCCUCAGCACGAGCGGCCCCAGCCCACGGGCAGCCAGCUGGAUGUGUCUGAGCCAGGCACCCUGUCCUCCAUCCUCAAGUCUGAGCCCAAGCCCUCUGGGCCUGGGACAGGGCCAGCGGCUGGGGCAGUGACUACAGGGGCAGGGGGAGUGGCAGUCACCUCCUCACCCUUCACCAAAGUCGAGAGGACCUUUGUGCACAUUGCUGAGAAAACCCACCUCAAUGUCAUGUCUUCUGGUGGACAAGCCUCACGGUCUGAGGAGCUCAGUCCUGGGGGUGAGCUGGGCCUGGAGGUGCCCUCUGACGGGAGGGCUGCGGAGGAGGGGACCCCCGUGCCCAUGGAGAAUGGCAUUGCCCAGUCAGGGCUGGAGAGCUGUGCCCUGUCUGGCCCCCCUGGGGACACCACCUUGGAGGUGGCCAUGAAGUCACCGCCCAGUGGCCCCGCCCUUGCUGACGGGCCAGCCCCUGUGUCCCCACCGGAACCAGGCCCUGAAAAACUGGCCACCAUCUCCCCUAGCCACCGUGCCAUGCCAGGCCAUCGCCCCAGGAGCCGUAUCCCUGUCCUGCUGUCUGAGGAGGACACGGGCUCUGAGCCCUCGGGUUCACUGUCGGCCAAAGAGCGGUGGGGCAAGAGGGCGAGGCCGCCGCAGGACCUGGCACGGCUGGUGAUGGAGAAGAGGCAGGGCCGCCUGCUCCUGCGGCUGGCCUCUGGGGCAUCGUCCUCCUCCAGUGAGGAGCAACGUCGUGCCUCUGAGACACUCUCAGGCACCGGCUCUGAGGAGGACACGCCGGCCUCGGAGCCCGAGGUGUCCAGGAAGGCCGGGCGGGCAGCUCCCCCCCGGAGUCGGAUUCCUCGUCCCAUCAGCAUCCGCAUGCCCCUGCCUGCCCCGGCCCAGCAGCCCCCCGGCAGACCCCAUGGUGCGACCCCAGCAUCUGACACAGCCAUCACCAGCAGGCUCCAGCUGCAGAAGCCCCCAGGGUCCGCCACUGCUGCUGACGUCCGCCCCAAACAGCCGGCUGGCCGUGGCCUGGGCCCAGGGCGAGCCCAAGCCAGCAUCAGGCCCUCCGCCCCGCGCAAUCCCAGCGCGUCCCCCCGGAGCCAGUCCCUGUCCCGCAAAGAGAGCCCCUCGCCCUCGCAUCAGGCCCGGUCCGUGGGCCCCCCAUCCCGGGGAGCCCCACAGACCCGGGCCCAACCUGACGGCACCCCCUCCCCGGGGGGGCCCAAGAAAGGACCCAAAGGGAAACUCCAGACUCAGCGCGCAGCAACCAAAGGCCGGGCAGGUGUCCUGGAGGGCCGGGCCGGGGCCAGAUAAUGACGCGCGCGGCUCUCCGCGGCCCCCCAUCCUCACCCCGGCCCCCCACCCGCAGCCGGCCAUACUGGAACAGCUCCCAGCACAGCCUUACGCGCCUGACGCGCGCCACCCGCGGCCCCAGCUUCCCGCCUGCACCCACGACGGCGCGCGCCAGCACCUGCCGCGCCUGCCCGGCAAGACCCGAUCGGUGGCAGGCGCUGCGCCGCGGGGGUAACGCCCGCCUCCCCUCACUACCCCGUCAUAUCCCACCCCCUGCCAUCCUUCAGGUGGGGCAGGCUCACGCUCCGCCCGGGAAGGCUCUGUCACUCGUCACCGAGGACCCCAUUAUGGAGACGCCCCGUUCACCCACCAGGCCUCUGCAGCUCUCCAUGCGCCCCCCUCUUCUGCUUACACCUCCUACAUCGCCUUUCCCUCCUCUUGACCCUCUUCCAGCCAAAGCCCCCGCUUUUCAAAAGGGCAGCCUCAAAUGCUGGAAGUGGAGGCUCCAGCUUCCCCUGGGGGCCAACCUCACAGUCUCCUGGGAAGGACCUCUUCUCAGCGGCCAGAGGGAGGGUGGGGAGGUGGGACCUUGGGGCUACUGGUCUACUCAGGUAGAGGGGGCGGGUCUGACCUGCCCCAAAGUCAGCUCUGUCCUGGACACCCCUGUGGGUGGCAAUGGGCAGGUGAUGAGGGCUGUUCCCUUGCACUUCUAAGGUGCAAAGACUCCCCUCCCUAAAUUGGGGUGGGAUCUCAGUGGGAAUCAUAGAGUGUGUGGGCUGACUUCCUGGUCAGUGUUUCCCAGUGGGGGUUGGAGGGGGCCUUAAAAAAGUUUUCACCUAUCUUUUGGCCACAGAUCUAGUGCUCAGGAGCCCUCACCAUCAGGAAUUCCUUAUUGAGAUCUAACCUCAGUUCCGCCUACUGCAGUUUCAGCCAACUCCCUUCUCUCCUGGGUUCAGUGGAGGUGGAGAAUGUCUGCUUAUCAUCUUCUCUCCUUGGCCCUUUGGAGAUUCAGGGAGUCAGUUCCAGUCAGGUCACCCUCCCUGUCCUCUUGGCUGGGGGAGUGGGUUGGAUCAGACCACCAUCUCCCCCAGUGGCCAGAGAGAGCAGAAACAGGCAGACAGACCGCUGGCCCUGGGACUCAAGGCGGAAAGCCCCUUCUAACUUCCAGACUGUAUGCCUGCGAUCGGUGCAGCCCAAAUCCCCUCUUCCCCCAGCUCCCCCUUCAGCUUGUCCCCUCUUCUCCUAACUCCAAACUAUGCAGCUGAGCGUCCCUGUGGAGGUUGAGGACGGUGAAUGGAUAUGGGGCGUCCUGCUGGGUCUGGAUCCUUCAUAGCUCUUCCCAGCUCAUCACGAGCCUCCACUGCCUACGUCUGGGCCAAGCAGCACGUGGGCGGGAGAAGGGACAGCCACCCCUGCCUAUGGGGACAGGUCCCCUGCAGGCCUCCUCCAUCCUCAGCACCCACAGCCUCUGACCCCUGGCCUGGCCCUUCUGUUCUUCUUUGGGGCAUGGAGAGCAAGGCAAGGUAAGAAGGGGAAGAGGAAGAAAGGUCCCAGCAUGCCCCAGUGGGCUGGCAGCUCCAGCCACCAUCACUUACAAGGAUGCUCAUGAGGAAGGUGGCCCUGGGAGCACCCUGGUCGUGCCAGCUGAAGCCCCUAUGGAGAGUCAGCGGGCAUAAGCAGCCGCUUCCAGGCCAAGAUGGUGGUGUCUCUGCAGACCAGCCUUGGGGAGGACUCCAGGGAGGACAGCCUUUGAGGUCCACCCCAUGCUGAUGCAGAAGCUCCCAGAACACUCAGGAAACCUCUCUGGACAGAGCUCUCUUUGUCAACCUGAGACCCUCCCAAGACCUCUACUGCUCCCUGGGUCCAGCAGAGCGGGUGGAGGAAGGGCCACUCCUCCCACCUAGAGUUUCUCUGAAUGACAAUCAGCUCCUGCCAGGUGGAGACCCAGGCCUGACCCCUGGUCCCCAGAUCCUGGGCCUGCUCCUUGCCACCAACCCAACCGUGAAUGUAGGGCCCCCAGCCUCACUCCUGCCCCAGGACCAACAACAACCUGGUUUGGUGUUGGGAGGAAAAGGGGGUGGCCUGAGAGAACCCCAGGCCCAUCCUACCCCCCAGCUUCACCCAGCGCUGGAGCUGGGCAGAGACACAAAACCCUUGGGAAACCAGACCUCUCCAGGGCUCCCAACUGACCUCAGGCCUCUGCAUCAUUGACUGUCACCCAUGGAGGUGGGGGGGGGGGGGG